This is a messenger RNA of Funneliformis geosporum, 1152 nucleotides long. The record is from the annotation of a GenBank genome assembly. Lineage: Eukaryota; Fungi; Glomeromycota; Glomeromycetes; Glomerales; Glomeraceae.
AUGAAUAAGACACUUCCACAAUAUGACUACUACAAAGCCUUAGAACUCACUUCGUCUGCCUCUACUGAAGAGAUAAAGAAAGCUUAUAAGAAAUUAGCUUUAAAAUACCAUCCCGAUAAGCAUAAAAGAAAGGCUUCCAUUAAUGAAAUCAAUAAUCAAUUUAUUUUGAUAAGUGAAGCUUAUACAGUUCUGGCAGAUGAACGGUCUAGAGAACGUUAUGACUAUAUUCGUUGUAUGGGAAAAACUCCGGAACAUGAGGAAGAAUUUAAUCCAUUGCACGAGAUAUUUCGCGAAAUAAUGUCUAAAAAGGAACAGAUAGUUGAGCUUUCCGAAUCAUUUACAAAUUUCGCUAUAUCAAUGUGCUGGAUAACAUCAAAUGCUAAUUCAUGUGAAAAUAAAGAUAAACUAUUCAGUACAUUUGAAAAAGAAAUAUCAUUAAUUGAAUCAAGUAUACUUAAUGAAGAUGUAAAUCUUUGCGAACCAACCUCAUCAAAUGAAAACCUUUCUGAUUUUGAAUUUUCAAUUAAAUAUUUACCCGAAGACGAUAUUGUUCAAAUUAUGGAAAGUCCUCAAUGGAUUUUGAUUGAUAAAGAAACGUUAAUAUUAACAGAAUUUUCUGAGGCUCACAUGUUGCUUGUUGAAUCGGUUACAACAUUUGUUUAUCCAUUGAUGAUGGCUUGUACUUAUGGGACUGGGACUUGGAAAAACGACCAAGGGAUUAGCUUAUUGCGUAGAGUUAUGACAUUAAUGACGCAAAUUAUAAAAUAUCUUGAAUUCAUAAUUCAAUUAACAAAAACUAAUGGAAAAGAAUUUGAAUCUAUAGCUAAUAAGAUGAAAACUGAGAAUAUCCAAACGCAUAUUACAAAUUUAACAUUUCAUCCAAUUUUAUCCAAAAUUUCCAAAGGUCGAUUAGGACGGAAUUAUUAUCCUCUAAUUAGUAUUGCGGCUUGGCUUGGACCAUCUCUUGCUGGACAAUCGCUUUACUGGUGGACAAUUUUGGCAGUUUUUCUUUAUAGUAUAUUAAUUUCGCAUCAUAAUGAAGGAGAUUUUGAAAGCUUUCAGCAAUUCUUGGAUCUUUUUGAAGAAAUCAUUUCUCUUUUGAAUCAUAUACAAGAUGAAAUAAUGAAUCAGCAAAGAAAUCUUAAACAUUAA